This is a messenger RNA of Acanthosepion pharaonis, 1422 nucleotides long. NCBI's taxonomy places the organism in Eukaryota, Metazoa, Mollusca, Cephalopoda, Sepiida, Sepiidae. The record is from the annotation of a GenBank genome assembly.
AUGAUCAUAUGGAGAAAUCUAUCUAUCUAUCUAUCUAUCUAUCUAUCUAUCUAUCUAUCUAUCUAUCUAUCUCAUCUCAGUUUGUACUUCUAUCUAUCUAUCUAUCUAUCUAUCUAUCUAUCACAACUCAUCUGUCUUCACAUCUAUCUAUCUAUCUAUCUAUCUCAUCUCAGUCUGUACAUCUAUCACACCUCAUCUCAGUCUGCAUAUAUCUAUCUAUCUAUCUAUCUAUCUAUCUAUCUAUCUAUCUAUCUAUCACAACUCAUCUAUCUAUCUAUCUAUCUAUCUAUCUAUCUAUCUAUCACAACUCAUCUGUCUUAUCUAUCUAUCUAUCUAUCUAUCUAUCUAUCUAUCUAUCUAUCUAUCACAACUCAUCUGUCUUCAUAUCUAUCUAUCUAUCUAUCUAUCUAUCUAUCUUUAAGUUUAUCUAAUCUCAUCUCAACUCAGGCUGCACAUCUAUCUAUCUAUCUAUCUAUCUAUCUAUCUCAUCUCAGUCUGUACAUCUAUCACACCUCAUCUCAGUCUGCAUAUCUAUCUAUCUAUCUAUCUAUCUAUCUAUCACAACUCAUCUAUCUAUCUAUCUAUCUAUCUAUCUAUCACAACUCAUCUGUCUUAUCUAUCUAUCUAUCACAACUCAUCUGUCUUCAUAUCUAUCUAUCUAUCUAUCUAUCUAUCUAUCUAUCUAUCUAUCUAUGUUUAAGUUUAUCUAAUCUCAUCUCAACUCAGGCUGCACAUCUAUCUAUCUAUCUAUCUAUCUAUCUAUCUAUCACAACCCAUCUAUCUAUCUAUCUAUCUAUCUAUCUAUCUAUCUAUCACAACUCAUCUGUCUUAUCUAUCUAUCUAUCUAUCACAACUCAUCUGUCUUCAUAUCUAUCUAUCUAUCUAUCUAUCUAUCUAUCUAUCUAUCUAUCUAUCUAUCUAUGUUUAAGUUUAUCUAAUCUCAUCUCAACUCAGGCUGCACAUCUAUCUAUCUAUCUAUCUAUCUAUCUAUCUAUCUAUCUAUCUAUCUAUCUCAGUCUGUACAUCUAUCACACCUCAUCUCAGUCUUCAUAUCUAUCUAUCUAUCUAUCUAUCUAUCUAUCUAUCUAUCUAUCUAUCAGGAGGAUCCUACGCUCGUAUCUAUCUCAGUCUGUAAAGAUAUCUAUCUAUCUAUCUAUCUAUCUAUCUAUCUAUCUAUCUAUCUAUCUAUCCCAGUCUGUGUAUGUAUCUAUCUAUCUAUCUAUCUAUCUAUCUAUAUAUCUCUUUGAAAGAACUUUAACAAAAAUAGCGGGGCUCCUUUUAGAGAAUUUUUUUUUCAUUUCUCUCUCUCUCUCUCUCUCUCUCUCUCUCUCUCUUUGUCACCAUUACAACCAGCGCCAUCUACCCAGUUACAAAAGAUAUCGGGAUCAACUGUGCCAAAUUCUUUCACUUUCUUUCUUAUAA